Drosophila willistoni is the source of this 1219-nucleotide messenger RNA. Its product is annotated as enkurin. The record is from RefSeq and is a predicted model, not a curated record. NCBI's taxonomy places the organism in Eukaryota, Metazoa, Arthropoda, Insecta, Diptera, Drosophilidae. The coding region runs from base 187 to 1131 and encodes 314 amino acids. Gene Ontology annotation, cellular component: acrosomal vesicle. The transcript has 2 exons. Gene Ontology annotation, molecular function: calmodulin binding.
CGUUUUUUGUUAUAAACAGAGUCUGCUUGGGGUCACUUGACUACGGGAAAACAAUAUACAUAUCUAUAAUAAAUAACAACAAACUGGGAAACAACACUAAAACUAAUCCUUACAAAACCAUUCAGUUGGGUAGUAGCGCUUUUUCGAGUUUAUUCCAUUUGCCAUUCGGUGUGACAGACAGCGACCAUGUCUUUGGUAUACAUAACCCAUCACGAUGAAAGUAUUUUCGAUGUAGAAAGGGAAUAUGCGGCUCAAACUGCAACUAAACAGGGUGGCAAAUUUGGGAACGCUUCCAAGAAGGCCACACGUUUCGCUCAGAAUUUGAGGGAUCGUUUGAAUGCGGAGUAUAAGAAGCAAUCGGUUGUAAUGCAAAAUGACGGAGUACGUCUGCUAACUGAUGCCAAGAAGGCCUUUCAUCGGACAAUGGGCUGUGCCCACAUCCCCUUGGAUCCGCCUUGUGCGUUUUUGCGUAAGAAUCAGGGUGUGAAAUGGCGGCGCGAGAACACUCAUAUGUGUCCCAAGGGGCCAGGCGUGCCCUCGUUGCCGCGUCCGGCCAAAGACGAUGGUAAAUGCAAAGUGCCACCAAAUUUCAUACGCCGUAAUAUACAGUGCGCUCAACGUACAGUGGCUUGUCCACCACCGCCACGUUAUGUGGACACUCCGACGGGUACGAGACACAAUCUAGUCAAUUCGGGAUUACUGCCGCAGUUCAUAUGUCGCAAAGAUUUCGGUAAAGUGCCCAUUUACAUAAGCAAAACAAAGAAAAUGUUAACCCAAAUGCGUGCCAUAUGUGACAAGGAGGAGGCCCGAAUUCAGGAGCUAUGCGGUGGCCACAAAAGAGGUCAACAGGGGCGUGCCUCUGGGGCAGCUGGUUCAGCAGCUGCCUUGUUUGGUGGACCACCUGAAAUGCCUGGCAUGCGGAUUAUGGAACAUGCGGAGCGCAAUGAAAUACUCGAGGGAUUGCGUCAACAUCUGAGUGAAAAUACCAAGCAAUAUCAGUCUAUGCCACUGCUGAUUGAUAGUGUAGCCAAGCGUCAGCGUAAGGGUAAACUGGAGUCCGAUUUGCGUCAAGUUGAGCAGGAUAUAUUGCUAAUUGAGACCAGUCCCAUAAUAUAUGUUUCACAGUUUUAAAUGCACGACCCCCUCCCUCCCUUCUUCAUUUGGAAGUGCAACAGCUUAAUAUUUUAGUUUGCGAAUAAAAUUUAAUGUUUAUCAUGAA